Messenger RNA from Bactrocera dorsalis (oriental fruit fly), 2915 nucleotides. RefSeq names its product V-type proton ATPase 116 kDa subunit a 1. Bases 361 to 2811 code for a protein of 816 amino acids. Gene Ontology annotation, biological process: proton transmembrane transport; vacuolar acidification. The transcript has 6 exons. Gene Ontology annotation, cellular component: vacuolar proton-transporting V-type ATPase complex; vacuolar proton-transporting V-type ATPase, V0 domain; plasma membrane. Lineage: Eukaryota; Metazoa; Arthropoda; Insecta; Diptera; Tephritidae. The record is from RefSeq and is a predicted model, not a curated record. Gene Ontology annotation, molecular function: proton-transporting ATPase activity, rotational mechanism; ATPase binding.
AACCGCGUAGGAAUAUGCAUCACUCAUCCAACUAUCAUAUGCCAGUAAUUGCUUUUAAAGCCAAUGGCGCCUUUAAAAUGUCUAGUUUUAUAAAACUCUGUGUUUUUCUGUAUUAUCUAUGCAAGUGUGUCCAUAUGAACGCAGCGGUCCAAGCGUCAACGUGACCACUUCCAAUGCUCAUCGGUCUGCAUGAUUGAUAGCACUGGAAAUUGUACGAUUGCAUUAAUGGUCAUUUGAGAUUCGAAAUUAAGUCCACAAAAUAAAUUCAGUGUCUAUUGGUCAUUCUGAGGAGGUGUUUGUAGCAAGUCUUUAUUUGAAAAUUACUGAUCGGAGUUAUUGUGUUCCAGACAAAGCUUCACCAUGGGGGAUAUGUUUCGUAGCGAAAAGAUGGCGCUAUGCCAAUUAUUCAUACAACAAGAAGCUGGCUAUAGCACUGUUUCCGAACUGGGCGAGAUCGGAUGUGUACAAUUUCGUGAUCUAAACGCUAAUGUCAACUCCUUCCAACGUCAUUACGUAACUGAAGUGCGUCGUUGCGAUGAGCUAGAGCGUCAAUUGCAUUACAUUGAAAGUGAAUUGAAAAAGGACGGUAUUGAAUUGAGCGAAUUAACCGAUGAUCUGCCGCUAGCGCCGAAUCCGCGUGAUAUUAGCGAUCUUGAGGCCACGCUCGAUAAAGUGGAGACAGAAAUAAGUGAACUCGCACAAAAUAAUGUCAACCUCAAGACCAACUACACCGAGUUAAACGAGCUGUGCAUAGUGUUAGAGAAGACGCAAAUAUUCUUUAGUGAUGUCAUGGAUUCACCAUCGAACUUUGGGAGCGAUGACGCGCAUGCACAUUCGCGGGGCCAAUUGGGAUUUGUGGCCGGCAUACUGAAUCGUGAGCGUUCGUUCGCUUUCGAGCGCAUGCUUUGGCGAAUAUCGCGCGGUAACAUUUAUGUGAAGCGUGCUGAUUUGGAAGAACCUCUCAUAGAUCCACAUACCGGUCUUGAGGUUUACAAAACCGUUUUUGUGGUUUUCUAUCAAGGUGAGCAGUUGAAUAUGCGUAUCAAGAAAGUUUGCAACGGGUUUCGUUCAUCCCUGUACCCUUGCCCAGCGACGCAUGCCGAACGCGAAGAUAUGUUGCGUGGGGUUAAGACCCGUUUGGAAGACUUAAAAUUGGUAAUAAGUCAAACGGCGGAUCAUAGACGUUUAGUGCUAUCGAACACUAUCAAAAACUUACCCCGAUGGAUGGUCAUGGUACAAAAAAUGAAAGCCAUCUAUCAUACUUUGAAUAUGUUCAAUAUAGAUGUGACCAAAAAAUGUCUAAUCGGUGAAGGUUGGGUGCCAAGAAACGACCUGGAAAAUGUUAAGCAAGCGCUUGCAGCUGGUUCGGCUGCUGCCGGCAGCACGCUACCGUCGUUUAUGAAUGAGCUCGAGACCGAGCAAACACCACCAACCUUUAAUCGUGUCAAUAAGUUUACGAAUGGCUUUCAACAUCUCAUCGACGCUUACGGUAUGGCCAAUUAUCGCGAAGUGAAUCCGGCGCUUUACAGUUGUAUCACAUUUCCCUUUCUGUUUGCCGUUAUGUUUGGUGAUUUGGGUCACGGAUUUUGCAUAUUCCUAUUUGCGCUCUGGAUGGUGUUGGAUGAGGAGCGUUUGAGUAGGAAACGUGGUGGUGAAAUCUGGAAUAUAUUCUUUGGCGGCCGUUAUAUUAUACUAUUGCUGGGACUUUUCUCCAUGUACACUGGUUUUCUGUAUAAUGAUAUAUUUUCAAAAUCGCUCAACAUUUUCGGCUCUGGUUGGAGAAUACACUACAAUACCAGCACCGUGUUGACAAAUCCCAGCCUACAAUUAGAUCCAGGCGUGGCUUCUUUUAAAACUUACCCUUUGGGUGUGGAUCCCAUUUGGCAAUUGGCUGAUAACAAAAUUAUUUUUCUCAACACCUUUAAAAUGAAGAUGUCCAUUAUUAUCGGUGUGGCUCAUAUGAUCUUCGGCGUUUGUUUGUCUGUAGUGAAUUUUAUGUACUUUAAGAAGUAUUCACUGAUAUUCUUGGAAUUCAUACCGCAAAUACUUUUCCUCAUACUACUCUUCGGCUACAUGUGCUUUAUGAUGUUCUACAAAUGGGUUAAAUAUACGCCGAAGACCGAUUAUUUGCCCGAUUCGCCCGGUUGUGCGCCAUCCGUUCUCAUUUAUUUCAUCAAUAUGAUGCUGUUUAGCGAUUCACCACAGCUGCCAGGUUGCGACGAGUACAUGUUCGUGGCACAGCCAUCUUUGGAGAAGAUCUUCGUAGUAUUGGCUAUAAUUUGCAUUCCUUGGAUUUUGUUAGGCAAACCGUUGUAUAUCAUGGCUAUGCGGAAACUUCGUACCAAGCGUCAAAUUACUAUAUCAAGUUUAGGUAAAAUGGCAGAGGAAGGCGGCAGUCAUGAUGUUCACGACGAAGAAGAAGACGAUGAACCAAUUAGCGAAAUAUGGAUACAUCAAGCUAUACAUAUGAUCGAAUACAUACUGAGUACUAUAUCGCACACCGCUUCCUAUUUGCGUUUGUGGGCCCUGUCGUUGGCUCAUGCAGAACUUUCUGAAGUACUCUGGAAUAUGGUACUUUCGGAGGCCCUUAAAUUUAAUGGCUAUCCGGCAGCCAUUGCUUUAUACUUUAUUUUCGGCGCUUGGGUGUUGCUUACAAUAGCUAUUAUGAUUUUGAUGGAAGGCUUGUCGGCCUUCUUGCAUACCUUACGUUUGCAUUGGGUUGAAUUUAUGAGCAAGUUCUAUACUGGCGCGGGUUAUGCAUUUGUGCCUUUCAGUUUCAAAGUGUUAUUGCACAAAGAUGAAGAUGAUUGAGUUCAUUAAAGAAUAUACGAAAUAAUUUUAUCAAUCAGAUAUUGUUGUUCCUAAUUUCAAAGUUCAUUAAACACAACACUGUAUAUCCAUAUGAGUAAUCUGAA